UCGCCCGGCUGGCCUCCCUCCCUGUUCCUGGGAGAAUGCCAGUGGUUUGCUGACAGAAUUUAUACGGGCUCAGCAGAGAGGAGGCCAGGAUUUGUGAAGGAGGCCCGCUCCGCUUCGACUCGGUUCGGCUAAGGUACAAUGCGUGCCCCGAGUGAGAUCGGUGACAUGGGAGAUUGGACGAGCGACAAUCGAUGUGAGAACGACAAGGCGUGAAAGAGAAGAAAUUGACGGGGAGAUCCAUUUCGGGGCACAGUUGAUUUAACACAGCCGCCAUUUUGUUGUCACUUCAUGUUUUUUUUCCCUUUUUCAAAAUGUAAAAUUUUCUUGCUCGAAAGCUAAUUUAUCAAGGAAAUCGCCACCGGUUUGUGCUACUUUAAUUGUAUUUAAUUGUUGACUUUCCCAAAGUGGACGGCUCUUGGACUUCCACCAUCACAGCACAGUGCCUAUGUAUAUGAUAGAAGGAAGGGUAGCUAGCUAGCUUGAUUUAUUAAAAAAAAGAUGUAACUACUUAAACGCCUGACAAGAGAGAUGGCAUAGAUACAGCUUGCACUAGCACACCAAAGCUCACAUGUUGCAGCAUUGCCGGUUAGACGUGAGAUGCUGUCAUUGUGUAUUAUACUGGCACUCUGAUUAAGAAAUAAACAUUAUCUCAGCGCCCUGAAUGAACUGUUGGAACGGAGAACAGCUGCGAGGAAACCACUUACAGUAUCGACCUACCGUUGGGGGAGAGAAGAAUCAACAAUCAUCUGGUUGAUCGGACGACAUUUCUACGGAUGCUUGGUGCUAACAUUUAGCGCGCAUUAUUUUCUAAUUUCUGAUCUGUGUGGUGGUGGUGGUGGUCAGGGGAUACAUUUCCCCUGUCACAAUGUCUACUGGGACGUGAGCGUUGCAUGGCCGAAUUCCUAGUUGGUCACCUACAACUACCUUUUUUUCAAUUUUUAUCAUUAAAAACCUUUUACCUCGAUGACACACUGAGGUGUUUGCAUUAUGCCAAGGAUGAGGACCCUUCGGUAAAGCGUGAUUCAUACCUACCAAUUCUGAUGGACACGUCAGUUUAUUAUUUUUGUCGGUCGCAUCAUUUAGGAUGUUUGUCUAAUCGCUCUGAAGAGACCUUUUUGGCAUUAUUUGGACAAAACGGCAGUUGCAGCAAACACGACUACUAUGUUGAUGCGCAGUAACGGGAUUUCACUCAAAAUGAUGUGAGCAUUGCAUUUUAUUAAUUUUUGGGACUCUUCAAGUUUGAAUGACAGUGAAAGAAGACCAUUCCUUUGGAAGACAUGUGUCUCCAGUGAAGGAGGAUUGCUGCUUCAUCACUGAUCAUCACCUUCAGCCUCCCAGCCUUGAUUUUGUUCUUCCCCAGUGUUCCUUAGAACGCAUAAACCUUCAAAACCCUUUAUAAGUUUUUCCCUCAAAUCAUUGAUGGAUCAGAGGACUCAGGGGGGGCCUGAAGCUGUGCCCCCCCUCCCACUUACAGCUCCUUCAGGAGUGGGAGAGGAAGGAGAGCUGUGUGGGAAGAUGGAGGUGGAGAAGCAAGAGGAGGAAAAAGGGACAGCCCUGCCAGAUGCCAGCAAAUUGAGGAGUGGCCCCAACGACCAGAAACCCUUACAGCCUCAGUUCUCUGUUAAGGAGACCACCCUUUCAGAAGGGGGGGUCCGGCUCAAAAUUGGGCUCCAAGCCAAACGCACAAAGAAACCUCCCAAGAUCUUGGAGAACUAUGUAUGCAGACCGGCCAUCAGGACAUGUGUGCGGCCUGGUCCUGGGCGCGGAGGUGGGGGCGGGGUCAGUGGUGGGCGGGGUGGCAGCGUCGGAAUGGGCAUCAAGCACGCAUACAGCCCUCUGCAGAACCUCACCUACAGCCCAAAUACCAGCCAGCCACCCCUUCCUUCCUCAUCUCUAUCUGCCGCCACACCUGCUCCUCCUCCUCUUGCUCCACCUGCUACCCCACCAACCCCAGUCCAUGGGGAGGCUCCAGGAAAAAGGGGUCCCCUGAAGCUCACCCACAAAUUUGAGAUGAAGUCUGACAUCUGUACAGAGAGACCCUUGAAUCUCCACCGUCCUGCUGCUGAUUGUGAGCCCCCCCUCCCUGGGAAGAAAAGCCCUAUUCUCCAAAUGACCCACCUGAGCUCUUUGACUCCAGCACCCUCCUCGUCCAGUUCGGAGAUGCCUGACUUUAAAAGUGAAGUGACCAAUAUAAAACCACAGUUGAGCCAUGAGAAUGACAGGGACAAGGAGAAAGCUGUGUUAAAUGGAGGAACUCCCACCGUCACUGAAAAACUGGCCCAGCUCAUUGCCACUUGCCCACCCUCCAAGUCCAGUAAGGCUAAGGUUUGUAAAAUCACUUCCUCCACUGCUCUCAUUGCAAACACAGCUGUUAACAGUCUGACAUCUGGCACACAAUGGCUAGAUCCUUCUGCACUAAUCAAAGCAGGAAAGUCUUCCCCUGUGAGUAACUCCCAACAGUCCCACUUGCCACCUCCUGUCUUGCACUCUCCUGGCCGCCUAUCCCGUCACAAGGACAGCAUUUUGGAAAAGUUUUCGGGAACAUCUCGGAAAAUGGAAGCCAAUGGAGUUGGAAGGGUGGGAAGUGACGAUAGUGGUUCUACAGGUGUUAAUGGUGACAGCACUGUUAUGGCUGUAAAAACCAGCCAGAGCAGCAGUAGCAACAGCAAUAAGUCACAGGGACACACCCCUGUCCCGUCAUUGUUAUCAUUCUCAUUAGAUCGGAGAGGAGAAGGUGCAGCAGAAUAUCGGCAAGGGAGUACUCCUAUAUUCAGCACCAUUUCCCGAGGUGGUCCCUUGCAGGCAACUGAAAGUCAUGCAAGAACAGAUGAAGAGGACAGGUAUGGAUCCAAAGAGUAUCAGCUACAACUCUUGAGCAAACGCUCCUCUUCUUUGGGAGCUCAGAAAAAUGACUCUAGCACCAUUGGGGAGAUAUUAGCUCCUGGACAUGAAAACAGAAAGAAUGCAGCUCCUGUCAAACCUAGAAGUCCAAACAGGGACAAAAACACUAGUGGAGCAACCAUUUCUGAAUCCACAAGACCCAUGGCCUUUCCUAUGAACUCUUCUGCUACAAGCAGCCCAUCCCUGUGUUCAGAGGGUACCCUCAGUGUGUUUCCUGGCUCCCCCGCAGAGCAUGAUUGCAAACCCCUGAAGAAGCGAAAAGGCAGGCGUCCACGCUGGACUCGGGUUGUGAAUCGCACCCACAGGUUGGCACAGACUAGUGUUGCUGAUCAAGACCCACCAUGUUUGCAUACAUCCACAUCCCUUUCCCAACCGCUGCAUAAACCCAGGCCAGUCGGUCGGCCCCCUAAUCCAAACCGAACUUCCACUUCUAUUUCCCAGCUCUUUACUGGUCCACCCAGAAAGAGAGGACGACCAAGGUCAAAAAUGCCUAGACUGGAUAUUCCUCGCCCUGGUCACACACUUAAAAUGCCCUCUUCUAAAGUAUACUCUCUGCUGAAGUCCAAGGAGGAGCAGGAUCCUCCCAUUUUGCAUCCAGAGGUGGACCUGAAUCCUCCAAAAGUGAUGCCCAGAAAACGUGGGCGGCCAAAGCGCUUGCCUCCAACCCUGCCACAAGAGGCUCAGCCCCCAACUCUGGAUCCUGAGGAGAGAGGAGGAAUGGGGCGGGGGAUGGAACCAGAGAGUUCCCUAUGCAGGAGGAGCAGUGGGCAGCAUAUAAUGAGAACAAUCAUUGGCAAAAUUAAUAAGAUGAGGUCCAUGAAACGAAAGCGCCUCCUCAAACAGAUUCUACUGGGUCCCGGGGCUGAAUCAGAGGAGGAAUCCACUACUGUGUCCCCUGGAGGGGUCAUUGGAUCUGUAACGGCAGCCACACACUCCUUAUCAUCCCUGGCAGCUUCUUUUGGGGGGAGAUUAGGUUCCCAAAUUAAUGUUAGCAAGAAGGGGACAAUAUACAUGGGAAAAAGGAGAGGACGCAAGCCAAAAGUAAUAACUAACACCUCUGUUAGUGCCCCUUCUCUCCCUGCUGAACCUCUACUGCCCACAACUUCUGCUUUGCCUUUGCAGCACCAUCAAUUGAAGUCUCAACAACCUCAACAACAAAUGCCAUCCUCUGACAUGUUUCCCUCACCAUCUCUCUCACAAUCCAGUGGAGGGCAAAGUCCCAAUAGUGACAUCGGCUUUGUGGGCUCAGGUACAGUUCACCUCUCAUCACACACAUCUUGUAGCUAUGUUCGCCAUUCCCUCUCCCAAUUGCCCUCAUCUUCAACCUCUUCCAGUCGGCUCCUAUCAAGCUUGGGUUCCUCCAGUACCUCUCUAAAAAAGCCCAUGUGUCGGGGAUAUUACCAUCAUGAUUACCGGCAACAGCACCUUUAUCGCAAGCUCUCUCCCACCCCACCCCUUCUACCUGCGUCUCCAGCACACCUGAGUGAGCUAAAGGAAGCAACACCUUCACCUGUCAGUGAGUCCCACAGUGAUGAGACUGUACCCAGCGAUAGUGGCAUAGGAACAGACAACAACAGCACUUCUGACCGGGGAGAGAAAGGGGGAGGAGUUGGUAGACUGGGAAGCAUAAGCAUAUCCCAGGGAAUGUCAGGAGGGCUUGUCAUGCCUGAGGCAAUAGGGUCAUUGGUUGGGAUGGUGGCUGAAGGAAAUCCCAGAGAAAGACGCAAACAUUGUUCUUCAGUGUUGCUGGACCGUCCAUCAGCUGCUUUCUCCUCCUUAAGCCAUGGGGAUUCUCCAGACAUCUGUCGGACUCACUUGACCCCACCUUCCUCAGCAUUGACCCUUGGUCAUAAAGAGAAACACAGGCACAAGUGCAAGCGACGGGCCCAUAGCUGCCAGGGGCAUGACAAACUGAAAAGACAGAAACGCAAACGCAAGAAGAAAUACCUGCAGCUUAGGUCUUGCAGACAAGAUCCAGAUUUCUUGGCUGAACUCGAGGACAUAGUUGUGAGACUGAGUGAGAUUCGGAUAGUUCACCGCAGCACAUCUGUAGGGCUAAAGAAUGGAUCAGAUAUAGGAACAGGCAUAGGAGGUCAUGGAGGAGGAAGUGGCAGCAAAGGUCUUCCAUCUCAUCACUAUGUACAUAGAGAUCUUCUCCCGACCAUCUUCAGAAUAAACUUCAGUGGAUUCUACUCUCCACACCCUGCUUACCCAUGUGACACUCUGCACUAUGUCCGUAAGCCUGACCUCAAGAAGAAGCGAGGUCGUCCACCAAAACUGCGUCAAGCUAUGGCUGAGGUACCAUUUGUUCAUGGGAUGGGGUUCCCUCUCUCUGGGGCUGGGUUCUAUCACCCCUCCUAUAGUGUUCCCUAUUCCUCAUCCUCUUUAGGAUUGGGUUAUUACAGAGGGUACUCUCCAGCAGCAGCUCUCUAUCCACAUCCACACGCUUCUCCACACCAAGCCCACCACUCUGCAUCAUUCCCUCCCCCGCCUCCAUCUCCAUAUAUACACCACCACCCAUCACACCUCCUGCUGAAUCAAACUAAAUUUCACAAGAAGAAACACAAGCUCCUGCGACAGGAGUUUUUGGGAGGGGGCCGGUCCCCCAUGUUGUACUCUUCUGUGCCCCCAGAACUUUCCUGUGGCUGGCUUCAUAAACAUAAGCGGAGACAUAAGCAUCGGGAUUGGCGUGGUGAAGAUGGCAUGGUAGACAUAGGAGAUGGAGCCACCGGAAGCACGGGGAGGCAUAGUACGAGUGCUAGGGAAUUUGCACAGUCUCGCCAGUGCUACCAGUAUGGCAAGGAUUCCACUGCUUCUGCCAGCAAUGAUAGUUUAGCAACUGCACCCUUAGUUAAUUCCCCUUCCUCCUCCUCCUCCUCAUCAUCAGCAGCAGAAAGAUAUAAGCAUAAGGAAAGUCCUCUUUCCUGCCUGAGCUCCUCUUGUUUAUCCUCUGGAGGGAGAAGUAGGGGCCACUAUCACCAGGAGCUUUGGCAGAGGAAUGGUGGCUCUGAUGUUGAUUGCACUAACUUGUCUAGGAGCUCCAGGUUCAACCAAGAAUCUUUCCCAGGGGGACAGCCAUUGAAUCUCACUGGUGACUCCGACAGUGAGGAAGAGGAGCCCUUGGUUCGACCAAAAUCUCUGCAGGCGUGCACUCCUGCACAGCAUACAAACUUGUUCUCUGCCCUGAGUCGCAAUGCUCUGAGUGGGGGAGAUGGCAAGAGUGGAGCAGGGAGCACACUAACCUUUUCUGGACUGCACAGGGUGCUCAGGAAAGACCGACACUUAUCGACUGAGAGGCGAGACACAGAAUCUGUGCCGGGUGCCAAAACCUGUGGGUGUCACUCUACUACUCCUGAAUGUCCAGGAGGGGUAUUGCACACCUGUUGCAGCACUAGCCCCCCAGUGAGCCAGCUGUGUGCCCCCUCCCCCACAUGCUGCUCUGCCUGUCAUCCCUGCUGCACCUCUGAAGUGCCCAGCAGUGGAGAGGGCCAUGGCCCUGGGAGGCCGUCGAGUCACGAGAGGGGAAGCAGCGGAAGUCGGCAAGCGAGCCCCUCCCUGCACUCCCCCCAGCCGGCUUACUCUGACCCCGCUUUUCAUGGGACGGGUCGUAUUAGUGGUGGAGAGUCCAUCACCUCAUCUCCACGUCCAAACCAGCUGCCAACCUCGUUGUACCCCUAUCCCCGGUCCCCCGGCCUGGCCAGUGACAGCAUUCUCUCCACCAAGCGCAGCCUGACCCAUGUUAACAAAAUCCUCCGGGCCAAGAAGUUGCAGCGACAGGCGCGCACUGGCAACAACAUGGUGAAGAAGCGGCGCCCGGGGCGCCCCAGGAAGCACCCCCUGCCUUACCACCCACCAGAGUCUGUGACCCCUCCACCUGGCCUUGGGGUGGCCGGGCAAGCCACAGACGACACUGUCUCAAAUGUGAUAGAGGCGGUGGUGCAGGGCCAGCGUGGCAAAGGUCAAAAGAGGAAACGUUUGGGAAGAGACAGAGACGAAGAUGAGGGAGAGGGUGAGGAGCAGCAGGAGGAUGAACCGCCUGAGCAAGAGGUGGACUCUGAGCAGAGGGGUGAAUCGUCUGAGAAGAACUCUGCAGAAGGGUGGCUCCCCCAGGAGGAGGUGCAACACUUGCACAGGGGUGUGGCUGAACCUUGCCUCUUAUUACCCCCCAGCCCCCGUAGCCAGAUCCUGCAGCUGAAGAAGGAAAGAUUGGUGUAUAUACCCGAGGAGCAUCCAUUUGGCCUCCUCCCAGCGCCUAUCCACGUCGGGAAACACCUGAGACUAAAACGGAGGGACUUCCAGCUGCCUUAUGACAUCCUGUGGUUAUGGAAACAUGAUCAGCUGUAUAAGAAGCCUGACGUUCCACUGUACAAGAAGAUCCGCUCCAAUGUGUAUGUGGAUGUAAAGCCUCUAUCUGGGUAUGAAGCCACUACCUGUAACUGCAACCUGCCCCAGGACCCCAGUGAAAAGGGCUGCACAGAGGACUGCCUAAACAGGAUGAUAUUUGCAGAGUGCUCCCCAAGUACAUGCCCCUGUGAAGAGCACUGCGACAAUCAGCGCGUCCAGCGGCAUGAAUGGGUGCAGUGCCUGGAGCGCUUCCGCGCCGAGGGCAAGGGCUGGGGCAUCCGCACCAAGGAGCCACUGCGGGCCGGCCAGUUCAUCAUCGAGUACCUGGGUGAGGUGGUCAGCGAGCAGGAGUUCAGGAACCGCAUGAUAGAACAGUACUCGUCACAUAGUGACCACUAUUGCCUGAACCUGGACAGUGGUAUGGUGAUCGACAGCUACCGUAUGGGCAAUGAGGCCCGAUUCAUCAACCACAGCUGUGAGCCCAACUGUGAGAUGCAGAAGUGGUCGGUCAAUGGGGUCUACCGGAUCGGCCUCUUUGCCCUGAAGGAUAUGAGCAGCGGCACAGAGCUCACCUACGACUACAACUUCCACUCCUUCAACACGGACGAUCAGCAAGUUUGCCGGUGUGGCUCGGAACAAUGCCGGGGCAUUAUUGGGGGCAAGAGCCAGCGGGUCAGUGCCCUGCCAGGGAAGACAGGACGGGGGCUGACCCUCAAAGAGAAGAGGAAGCCGAAGCAGCAGCUAAAGAAGCGGGAGGAAGAGGCCAGCGAGAGUGGGAAGUUCAGCUCUCACGUGCUCAUGAAGCCGAUGUCUAACAGGGAGAGGAAUUUUGUGCUGAAGCACGGGGUGUUUCUUGUGCGGAACUGGGAGCGGGUUCGAGAGAAACAGGAGAUGUUGAAGAGGGAGGCAGAAGGUGACAGGGAAGGCUGUGGCCUGUCACUGUACUCCCGCUGGGGAGGGGUCAUCCGGGAUGAUGGAAACAUCAAGUCAGAUGUGUUCCUGACGCAGUUUUCAGCACUGCAAACGUCACGGUCGGUGCGCACGCGGAGGCUGGCUGCUGCUGAGGAAAACACAGAAGUGACACGCACUGCCCGCUUGGCGCACAUCCUCAAGGAGAUCUCUGACAUGAUCAUCAGCUACAAGGACUCAACCAAUCAGAUGCUUGCUGCUCCAUUGCUCACUCUGCCCUCUAGGAAACGGAAUGCACAGUACUAUGAGAAAGUGUCAGACCCGCUGGACCUUAGUACCAUUGAGAAGCAAAUCCUCACAGGACACUACAAAACUGUGGAAGCCUUUGACACUGACAUGCUCAAAGUGUUUCGAAAUGCAGAGAAGUUCUAUGGGAGAAAGUCAGCCAUUGGCCGGGAUGUGUGCCGACUGCGUAAGGCUUACUAUGGGGCGCGCCACGAGGCUGCUGUGCAGAUUGACGAGAUCAUGGGGGAGACGGCCAGUGAGGCUGACAGCUCCGACUCCCUGGACCGGGACCAUGGCAACACCAGCCACCAGCACGGGGGCGGGGCAUCAGGCCCCCACGACAAGGACGAAGAUGUCAUCCGCUGCAUCUGCGGGAUGUACAAAGACGAGGGCCUUAUGAUCCAGUGUGAGAAAUGCUUGGUAUGGCAGCACUGCGACUGCAUGCGUGUGGAGGCCGAGGUGGAGCACUAUCUAUGUGAGCAGUGUGACCCACGGCCAAUGGACAGGGAAGUACCCAUGGUGCCACAACCAAGCUACGCCCAGUCUGGAUCCAUCUACUACAUCUGCUUGCUGCGUGAUGACCUGCUGCUGCACCAAGGUGAUUGCGUGUACCUGAUGAGGGACAGUCGACGCACUCAGGAUGGUCAGCCGGUCAGACAGUCCUACCGCCUCCUGUCUCACAUAAACAGGGACAAGCUGGAUAUCUUUCGCAUCGAGAAGCUCUGGAAGAAUGAGAAUGGUGAGCGCUUUGCGUUUGGCCACCACUACUUCCGGCCUCAUGAGACACACCACUCGCCCUCACGCCGCUUCUACCACAACGAGCUCUUCCGGGUUCCGCUGUAUGAGAUCAUCCCACUAGAGGCAGUGGUGGGCACCUGCUGUGUCCUCGACCUCUACACCUACUGCAAGGGGCGGCCCAAGAGUGUGAAGGAGCAGGAUGUUUAUAUCUGCGACUACCGGCUGGACAAGUCAGCUCACCUCUUCUACAAGAUCCACCGCAACCGCUACCCCGCGUGCACCAAGCCGUACGCCUUCAGCCACUUUCCCAAGCGGCUAGCCCCCAAGAGGGAUUUUUCACCGCACCAUGUGCCUGACAGCUACAGGAGGAACGGAGGACGACCGUCCUGGAAAAGCGAGCGGCCCAAGCUGGCCUCAGCAGGCGUGGGGGGUCACCCGUCCCCAGGUGAUACAGGUGGGGGGCCACGCUUCAGCGGCGAGGAGGGCGACUCAGACACUCCCAGCGACACCCUCCCACGGUCCCGUUCCACCAUGAUGUCUCCAGCCCCUCCUGUGCAGGAGUGUGUUGCCGAUGAUCAAGGGGACCAGGGCGAGAGACUGAGUUUCUCCUCUGCUUCCGUAACCCUCCCUGAAUCUGAAAGGAGGGAGGUACAGAGGCAGCGUCUGAACAAGAUUCUGCUGAAUCUUCUGCAUCAAACGCCUAGCAAGACCACUAUAGAUGUGACCUACCUCCUGGAGGAGGGACCAGGGCGCCGCCUGCGCAGACGGACACUAGGAUUAGCUGACUUCAGCGGCAGGAAAUGAUGCCACCACAUGCACUUAUAGCUUGGGGAAGAAGCAGCAGGGGAAAAACUUUGCACUGUCACCUCCUCAAGUCUGUCUUCUCUGUUUUCUCCAAAGGAGAUGAAAAUACACAGAAGGACAUUAUGGAUAGCUAGAAGACAGAAUAUAGCCUGAGAGAACCAUGGCGAUGGAAGGGCUAAGGGUAAGGACUCAGACACGCAGAGCGAUGUACUGUAUUACAGACAGUACAAUCUAUCCGAAACGUGUAACAAAAACCCCAGCUGCAGCAGAAGGUCCUCGAUAAAAACUUGAAAUAAAGUGGUAACACUAUAAAGCAGGAAGUAAACACAGAAAAACUGGCAAGCCUCAGCACAGUCACAGAAAAACUAGGAGGGUGGGAGAUGUCACAGGGUGAUAUGGUGACCUGUAGUGCCACACAGGGACCUGUGUCAUAAUCUGAGAAUGACCUAUAAGCUGAUGAAUCCUCAGAUAUAUUUAGCAGAGUUAUGAUGAUGGAGAAGAUGAAGGACCUGUGCUUGAAGGGCAUGAAUUCACAGGACUGACGUGUAGGUGAAGUAGCACAGGUUGGCGGUCUCUGUCUCUCUCUCUCUCUCUCUCUCUCUCUCUCUCACUUGAGCAGUCAGCUCACGGGGAGAACAGAGCUCUGGGAGCACAGUGGCCAGCAUGUAUGCUUUCAUACAUUCAUCUGUGCAUGCUCAUUUGGCAUGACUUCAUAGACUCUUAUGGGUGUAAGAGUUGAUAAAUGCUUAAAGUCACAUGCCAAAAUAAAAGAAGAUAUGUGAGACUAACACAGGUUUUGAGUAUGUGAGCAUGGGCAAGGUUGUUUGUGAAAGAUUGCUCAUAAGGCCGUUUUUCCCAGAGAGUCUUUUUUUUUUGUUUCCAUGGUAAAAUUUAUGUUUUCAUUUUAAAGUUUAAUAAGGUUAUGGAUGACCUGGGACAAGACUGUAGGAAAUCCACUGGACUGAUCCAUUCUGUCCAAUUUGGACUGUCAAAAUAAGGCUGGCCUAACAAAUUGUUGCAAGCUAAGUUGCUUAGUGUUGCUGGUGUAGGCUACAAUGGAGUCUGAAAUAGCAAUAUCAUAUGGUAGAUUUGGUUUUUCAUGUAUUGUACAGGAUCCGGACAAUGGAGCCUACUUGUAUUAUUAUUAAUAUUACUAUUAUUGUUAUUAAUAAUUUUGCUGCGGUUGCUAGUAUUGUUGUCAAAUGUAAGCUUGACGCAGCAAGAAGGUGUUUAUCUUGUGACAUACAAUUUCCUUAAGCAUUUUUUUUUUUGCAUAUAUAUUAAUUGUAUCUAAAUGCUGAGGAAGUGGGGGUGGGGAACAAAGAGGAGACAAAUUUCGUAUAAGAUGGAAGAUGGGGAGGCAGUAACCUACUGUCCUGUUCAUGAUUCCUGAGGAGGACUUUAACCCCUGAUUUGCUGCAAAAGUGUUGAACACUAAAAAAGCAACCCAACAUGGUGAUGUAUUGAUAUUUGUAAGAGGCAAAAAAAAAAAAAGUUAACUCGAUAUCAUAUCUUUUUAAUAAAAACUAUUCUAAUUUUGUGAAAGCUGUAAUAAAUGUGUUGCUUGUAUUUCUGUGUGCAUUUGUGUAAUUUUAUUUUUGUUAAUUUUUUAGACAAUCGCAAAAAACUAAUGCUAAUUUAAAUGGACAGACUGAUGGACAUUGUGUGGGAUUCAAAAGUUUGUCCCGAGUUCUUCCACUCUGGUUAAAAGUUUGUAAUUAUGAUUCUAAAGUCUUGACAAUGCUCUUUGUUUUUACUUUUUAUAUUUUAUUCAUUUUUUUUAAAUAAACACUACGUUACAGUAAA
Messenger RNA from Paramormyrops kingsleyae, 11787 nucleotides. NCBI's taxonomy places the organism in Eukaryota, Metazoa, Chordata, Actinopteri, Osteoglossiformes, Mormyridae. The record is from RefSeq and is a predicted model, not a curated record.